AUGGAAGGGGCCAAGAGCGACGGCGACGACCUGAUGGACGACGACUACGUGGAGCGCAUCCUGAUGGAGGCCAACGCCCGCCCCGGCGAGGAGGUCAGCGACGACGGCGACCACAGCUUCCCCCCGGUGGCGCCACCGCUGGAGGCCGCCAAGUCAGCAGCGGCGGAGCCCCCGGGCACCGGCGGCGGCGGGGUGGCGGAGCCGUUCUUGGGGAUGGAGUUCGAGUCCGACGAGGCGGCGAAGAACUUGUACAACGAGUACGCCCGCCGGUUAGGGUUCCCCUUCCGGGUGGGACGGUCGCGGCGGUCCAAGGGCGUGCAGGAGGUGUUGAUCAUGAAGCGGUUCGUCUGCUCCAAGGAGGGCGUCUACCGGAAGAAGGCCUCCGGCGAGGGGGUGCGGAAGCGGGAGCGCAUCUCCAUGCGCGAGGGUUGCAAGGCCUUCAUGGAGGUGAUCCGCGACAAGGACCGGUGGGUCGUCUCCAAGCUCGAGACGGCCCACACCCACGUCCUCGGCACCUGCAGCCGCGCGGGGUAUCUCCGUGCCAGGGGCUUCAUCGACGCGGCGGAGAGGGCCACCAUCGUCGCCUCCGACGCCACCACGCUGCUCCGGCAGACCGCCUUCGGGGAGGGCGGCGACGCGCAGGGCCUGCUGGACUACUUCCGGCGGCGGCAGGCGGAGAACCCAGGCUUCUUCUACGCGCUGCAGGUGGACAACCGGAGCUGCGUGACGAACGCGUUCUGGGCCGACGCGAGGGCGAGGACGGCGUACGCCUGCUUCGGGGACGCCGUAACCUUUGACACGACAUACAAGAAGAACAAGUACAUGCUGCCCUUCGUGGCCUUCUCCGGCGUGAACCAUCACCUGCAGCCGGUGAUCUUUGGCUGCGCGCUGCUCAUCGACGAGACGGAGUUCUCCUUCGCGUGGCUGUUCGAGACCUGGCUGGAGGCCAUGGGGGGCCGCCAGCCGGCGUCCCUGACCAGCGACCAGAACCGCGCCAUGGCGGCGGCGGUGGCACGGGUGUUCCCCGGCACGCGCCACCGGUUCUGCAAGUGGCUCAUCCUCAGCCGCACCAAGCAGAAGCUCGCUGGCGCCUACGCCUCCCACCCGACGCUACGGGAGGAGCUGGAGAGCUGCGUGAUCCACUCGGAGACGGUGCGGUCCUUCGAGAGCUCCUGGGUGGCCAUCGUCGACCGGUACGACCUGAGGAAGAACACCUGGUUGCAAGCGCUGUUCAACAUCCGGCAGCGGUGGGUGCCGCUCUACCUGCGGGACGCCUUCUUCGCGGAGGUCUCUCCGGCGCAGAAGCUGGAGACGGUGAACGACGUCUACAAGCGCUACUUCAACACCAAGACCUCCCUUAAGGUCUUCCUGACGCAGUUCGAGCUCGCCAUGGCGGCCCGGCACGAGAAGGAGGCGGCGGCUGACUGCGAGACGCUGCUCCGGCGGCCGGCGCUGAAGACGGCGUCCCCCAUUGAGAAGCAGGCGGCGGAGGUGUACACGGGAGAGCUGUUCGAGAGGUUCCAGGACGAGUUCGUUGAGUGCCUCGCCUACAACGCCUACAAGAUCAAGGACGGCGCUGUCUCCAAGUACAGCGUGGCCCGGGACGAGGACUCCCUCGACAACUUCGUCGUCUCCCUCGACGCCGGCAAGCGGGCCGCCACCUGCAGCUGCGGCAAGUUCGAGUUCGCCGGAAUCCUCUGCCGCCACGUCCUCGGGGUCCUCCUCAUGGUCGACCUCCGGGUGCUGCCCGACGACUGCUUCCUCCCCCGCUGGACCAGGAACGCCAAGGCCCGGACAUCCUCCCUGGGCAGCGGCGCCGGCGCCACCGCAACUGCCACCGCCGCCGCGGCGCAGGGAACUAUGGCUUCGAGGUACAACGACCUCUGCCAGGACGCCAUCAGGCUGGCGGAAAAGGGAGCCUCAUCGGCGGAGGUCUACAAGGUGGCCAAGGCCGCCAUGGACAAGGCCUUCUCGGAGAUCCUUGCCGCCGAGAGCAUCCUCACCCGCGGCGCCGCCCAGCGAGACGCCAUCAACAUCAACGAGGAGAUCACCAUAGACGACGCCUCCGCCGCCGCGGCCGCGGUUGCCGCCACCGAGCCCUCGCUUCAGCAGGACCCCCAGAGGAAGGUACGCCAUAGCCAGCGGCGGGCUCCUCCAUUGCACGGCCCUGGUUUCCCCUCUCCCCUCUGUCUGGGGCUUCUAGCGGGCUCUGAUGAAUUCUUACUUCCUUCUUCAGGUGACUAA
Messenger RNA from Spirodela intermedia, 2244 nucleotides. The record is from the annotation of a GenBank genome assembly. Lineage: Eukaryota; Viridiplantae; Streptophyta; Magnoliopsida; Alismatales; Araceae.